Messenger RNA from Cylicostephanus goldi, 407 nucleotides. NCBI's taxonomy places the organism in Eukaryota, Metazoa, Nematoda, Chromadorea, Rhabditida, Strongylidae. The record is from the annotation of a GenBank genome assembly.
UUGUUUAGAUGCUUGGAGUGGGGUGGCACCUACACAGUUCUUACCGCUGGUUAUAACCAUUCUUUGAGUACUGCUCAUGUAGUUAAAAACGACAUAUACGCUAUUGACAUAAGAACAGGGGUCAAACGGCGGAUCAGACCUGAGGCUGAUGAAUCGCCUGUCACUCUUCUCCGAGUAUCAUACUAUCAAUGCUAUUUGGCACUUGCUUUUCAACGUGAGCCACUCGAAAUUUGGGACCUCAAAGAGACUCGCUUAUAUCACGUUGUGGUCAAGGGACUCCAUGUUAAAGAUGGAAAAGAAGUGAACACUCAGUGGAAAAGCGGAGGUUGGUCGAUCAGGAAUAUGGCAUGGAAAGAUGAAAUGUUGGCAAUGGGUGACGCAGAAGGAAGAAUUAUAGUGAGUUGACU